UUCUGCUCAACUCUUGUUCUGUUCCUUCUUCGUUUUCCCUCUCCUCGUGCUCGUGAAGUAAAAGCUGUUAGGGUUUAACGAUGAGCCGAUCGGGUCAACCGCCGGAUCUCAAGAAGUACAUGGACAAGAAGCUGCAAAUCAAGUUAAAUGCUAACAGAAUGGUGGUUGGAACACUUCGGGGUUUUGAUCAGUUCAUGAAUCUGGUUGUGGACAACACCGUUGAAGUAAAUGGCAAUGAAAGAACUGACAUUGGCAUGGUGGUCCUUAGGGGGAACAGUGUGGUUACCAUUGAAGCACUUGAACCUGUUGCCAAAACAUAGUCAUUUGCAUCACAGGAUGGUAACUUUCAAUGUAGUGUAGCUAAAGUUUACUACUUCAGAUUUUGUACCAUGAACUGAUACAAGAGUUAUCAAUUUGAAAUACAUUGAAUUGUAUUGAAGAGCAUGAUUGUUCAGUGUUAAACAGAAGUUUGGUGGAA
Molecule: messenger RNA, 478 nt
Organism: Ipomoea triloba (trilobed morning glory)
Lineage: Eukaryota; Viridiplantae; Streptophyta; Magnoliopsida; Solanales; Convolvulaceae
Product: probable small nuclear ribonucleoprotein G
Exons: 4
Coding region: 81-320 (79 amino acids)
Biological process (GO): spliceosomal snRNP assembly; mRNA splicing, via spliceosome
Cellular component (GO): U5 snRNP; P granule; U4 snRNP
Molecular function (GO): RNA binding
Source: RefSeq, a predicted model, not a curated record